Trypanosoma rangeli is the source of this 873-nucleotide messenger RNA. RefSeq lists its product as uncharacterized. The record is from RefSeq and is a predicted model, not a curated record. Gene Ontology annotation, biological process: late endosome to vacuole transport via multivesicular body sorting pathway. The coding region runs from base 1 to 873 and encodes 290 amino acids. NCBI's taxonomy places the organism in Eukaryota, Euglenozoa, Kinetoplastea, Trypanosomatida, Trypanosomatidae. Gene Ontology annotation, cellular component: multivesicular body. The transcript has a single exon.
AUGUCCUCCUCGCUCACCGAGAGUGUGCCUCAGCACUGGGUGGCAACACUGCGUCCAUACCUGCAGCGGGCAGAUGAGUUUGACAAGUUGCAGCCCGCCAUCGCGUAUUUUCUGCGCACACACGUUGCCCACCUGGCCAUGCGGCAGCGGCGGAAGGAGGACCACGCCGGGACGCAGUACCUGCGCCAGCUUCUCGAGGCCCUGGAAAGUGACAAGCAGCGCCUCGGGCCGGGUGUUACCGAAGCGGACGGCCGCACCCUGUUGACAAAGAUGGCGCUCACCUUGUUUACGCGGGCCGACGACGCGGAACGCAGCGGGGCUCCGGCGGACAUGGGCCUCGUGCGGUUAUUCUUCACCACCUCCAUUUUGCUGGAUGCCACGGCGCAGUUUACUGAGAACGGUGAGCUUGACCCCAUCGCAGCGAAGCGGCGCGACUACGCCCGCUACAUCGCAGUGCGCAUGAAGAAGGCGCUUGAGAGCGGCGUCCCGUACGAGAGCCCCAACGCCGCGGGGAUGUCGGAGGGCCGCGACGACGCUGCCACAGACGACACGAGCGAUGAUAGAGAGGCACAGCAGCAGCAGCCACUGUUUCCCACAGCGGCCCAGCAGCCCGUGAUGGGCUUUGGAGAUCCGCCGCCGCCGCCGCCGCCGCCGCCGCCGCCGUAUAAGCCAAGCAGCCCUUUACCGCAGCCGGUGCCUGCGGUGCCCAUGAUGGCACCCGGCAAUAGUAUUGGGACCGGUGGUCCUUCAAUGGACGCCAUUAUCAGUGCGCAGAAAUGUGCCAAGCAGGCGGUGAGUGCGCUGCAGUUUUACGAUCAUGUGACUGCGCGAAAGCAGCUCAUAUCCGCCCUGAAAUUUAUUGACGGGAGCUGA